This is a messenger RNA of Paraphaeosphaeria sporulosa, 2628 nucleotides long. RefSeq lists its product as uncharacterized. Gene Ontology annotation, cellular component: telomerase holoenzyme complex. The coding region runs from base 1 to 2628 and encodes 875 amino acids. Gene Ontology annotation, molecular function: telomeric repeat DNA binding; protein binding; telomerase RNA binding. The record is from RefSeq and is a predicted model, not a curated record. Gene Ontology annotation, biological process: nuclear-transcribed mRNA catabolic process, nonsense-mediated decay. NCBI's taxonomy places the organism in Eukaryota, Fungi, Ascomycota, Dothideomycetes, Pleosporales, Didymosphaeriaceae. The transcript is spliced from 4 exons.
AUGGCCACCCACACCCACCAGCUUCUCAGGCACGAGCAGCCCCCGCGCCCCCCGCCGCACCUGCUGACGGAUCCCCUCAGGCGGGCGCGCGCUGUCGACGAGCAGCUCACCACCCUCACCGAGGGCAAUGCCUCCGCCAGCGAGCUCGCUGCGCUGCUGCACGAGUACCGCGUCGCCUGCGAGAAUGUGCUCUUUGCCGACUUCGAGCUGGCCUCUGCCAACCAGAUCGAGCCGCAGCUCUGGGCCGCCCACCUCAAGGUGAACACCAUCUUCCGAAAGGAAAACCGCUCGGUAUGCCCGUCCCAACAUCUGAAAAAGCAUGCAAAGGAGCGCGUUGUCGAAUUCCGAAAGCUGCAGAAGAACUACCUGCAGUUCAUCAAGGCGAGCCAGCGCUUCUACCGCCAGUACAUUUUGAACCUGGACGCCCAAUUUGAGGGCAUCCCCGAGCUGCGCAAGGUGGCCGGCACCUGGAAGGAUGACGCUUCCCGUGCCUCGAACCGCCAGCGCAUCGCGGCCUCGCUCAAGGGCCAGGUGCUGCAGUCCUGCUACCAGACGCUCAUUCAGCUGGGCGACCUCUCCCGAUACCGCGAGACCGAGCUCGGCGACGAGAAGGAGCGAAAGUGGGGUCCCGCCAUCGGCUACUAUAACUUGGCCGCCGACAUAUAUCCCGAUUCUGGACACUCACACAACCAAUUGGCCGUGAUCGCGCGCGAGGACGGAAACCACUUCCGCGCAGUGUACCACAUCUACCGCUCCCUCGCUAGCAAGUACCCGUACCCGCAGGCCCAGGGAAACCUCGAGUUGGAGUUCAAGAGGAUCGUAGCCGCUUGGGACAAGGGGGAGCUGAUCAGCAACCAUCGCACUGCCGACGGCACUAAUUCCGGGCGUGCCUUGAACGCGUGGUUUGUUCGACUCCACAGCAAGUGCUACAAAGGGGAGGACUUCAAGGAACAUGAUGAGCUUGAGGGCGAGGUGCUCAGCCAGCUGGCCGUCGAGUUGAAGGAGCGCUCCUUGGAGGGUGUUCUCCAGAAGAUCAUCUCGAUAAACCUGGCCGCCGAGUACUUCUCUACGAUGCAACUGCAGGGCCCAUCUCCACCGACGAACAUCCUCAAGACGUAUUUUUACUUCCUCCGUCUCAAUGUUAAAACGUUCUUUACGCUCCUGCAGGUUAUGCAGCCCGAGUUGGAACGCUCAUCGGAAGGCGAUGAUGUCACCCAGAAUGGCGAACGUGCACCGCAGCUUUCGGACAAGAUUACUGCUGUUGCGCGUCGUGUUCUACCCGGUCUACGAUUAUACAGCACAUGGUUCACGCGAUUUUGGCACGUGCUCAAUGCAAAUAUUGCCGACACCUUGACCAAGGUCGAGGUACAAGAGCUUUGGAAAGCCUACGCUGCAACACUCACCCUCUUGACCUCGAGCUUCCCCGCGGAUCAGCUUCCACAGGACCCGUCGGACAGCUACAUGCUCGAGGAGGACAUUGAGACCAUUGGAUUCCAGCCACUGGUUUCACCAGAGACCAUGAGGGUCUGGUACAAAGGAGGGGACAUGAAGCCAAAAUGCACGGACGUUGAACGCAGCCAUCCGAACGUGGAAAUGCUCAUGCGGGUUAGAGACCUGCUGAUCGAUGGACUGAUGCUCACGCAGAACCAGGAUGCGCCUCUCGACCUCGACGGCCCUCGCUUCAUUUACCGCGAGGAAGGACUACCUUCGGAGCUGCUCGCGAGCCCGCACAACCGCAACAGUGGCUCUCCUGUAAUGCCCGUAGAGACCGUAGACUUACCGCUUUUCACGCCACCUGUGCCUGUUGCGGAGGACCAGAAGUCGCACAGCGUUGUCGCUCCCUCGGAGACAGCUUCCACUACCGCAGCUAAAGAUUCCGCGAUGAACCAGAUGGUGGAUGACUUGGUCGGCCCAGACGAGGGUUUGGAUCCUUUGCCGGAGGAAGACGAGAACAUCCCGCCGACCCCGCCAGCGAACACCUUUGAGGAUACGGCAUUGGUUUCCGAUGGGACGUACGGUCCAGCGACGUUCUCGAUCAGCGACCUUGUCAAUACGGUGCAGAACUACAAAAAGCCGGCCGCCUCUCCAUCUCCGGCGACCCCGCUGUUGUCCACGCCCAUGGGCCGUGUCGCUUCCUCAUCGUCGUCUCGCGGACCUGCCAACCUGCCAUCACUUCCUGAUGGCCAGUGGAAUACGAACUCCAUCUGGAACCGGAACUACAAUGGUACGCCUGGACCUUCCUCGCCGCUGAUGCCGAACAGCGCGAACGACGUACGCAAUUCUCCACUGAACAGUGUGCGUCCACCACCUGGGUUUUCUGGACACGUCCGUGGUGACUCUGCGACCUCGCUCCGCAGUUCCGACUUUCCUAUGUCCAGCGCGAAUCCAGCUACCCGCCACGUCUCCGGCGUUCAAGGUGGGCUCGGGAGCGGCGCCGCCUGGGGAAACCCCGCCGCCUCGAACUGGGGUCCUGUCUACGGAAAUGGCAGCGCAAACGGCGCGUACGGCCACGGCAGCCACCGCGCGAGCGACUACGGCCUUGCGAGCCCGUUGCUGUUUAACAGCUCGUAUGUGGAUAGGCAGCCCAGCUCGUAUGGCCAGACGCCGCCGAAUGGGCAGGGCGGUUGA